AUGAGGUUCAACUCUAGCUCCGUAUUACAACUUUUCAUUGUAUGGAGUUGUUUAGUAUGUGGUAAGGUAACAUGUCACGGAGUAACAUUUUAUGUGCAAAAUAAAUGCUCAUUUCCUAUUUGGCCGGCUGUUGCCGCCAACUCUGGCCACCCGGUGCUAGCCUCAGGUGGAUUUUACCUGUCUUGCGGGGAUACCAGACGCAUUGAUGUUCCUUGGGGUUGGAAUGGUCGUAUAUGGGCUAGAACAGGCUGUGAUUUCACUUCAAAUUGGAAGCAAGCUUGUGAAACAGGUGAUUGUGAUGGACGUUUGGAGUGUAACGGGUUGAUCGGAAAGCCUCCGGCAACACUUAUACAAAUUGCGGUACAAGCUGACAAAUCGAAACCUAAUUUCUAUGAUGUAAGCCUAGUCGAUGGUUAUAACCUCCCUGUCGCAGUGAACUCCAAGCCCAUAUCAUCCAAAUGCACCAUCUUAGGUUGUCAUAAAGACCUCGAAACCACAUGUCCCGACGAAUUACAGGUUUUGAACGAAGAUGGACGAGUCGUGGCAUGCAAGAGUGCAUGCUUAGCGUUUGAUAACGACAGGUUUUGUUGUCGGAAUGCGUACGGAACGCCGGAAAAGUGCAAAAGGAAUACUUACUCUAUGUUGUUUAAAGAAACUUGUCCCACUUAUUACAGUUAUGCGUACGACACACCUCCUCCUUUAGUCACUUGCUCCGCCAAAGAAUACUUGAUCACGUUUUGUCCGUCAAAUCGGGGUCAUAGUUCCACGUAA
Messenger RNA from Arabis nemorensis, 771 nucleotides. The record is from the annotation of a GenBank genome assembly. Lineage: Eukaryota; Viridiplantae; Streptophyta; Magnoliopsida; Brassicales; Brassicaceae.